Malaclemys terrapin pileata is the source of this 2361-nucleotide messenger RNA. RefSeq names its product delta like canonical Notch ligand 3 (gene DLL3). Gene Ontology annotation, molecular function: calcium ion binding. Gene Ontology annotation, cellular component: protein-containing complex; plasma membrane. Bases 134 to 2110 code for a protein of 658 amino acids. The record is from RefSeq and is a predicted model, not a curated record. The transcript is spliced from 9 exons. Gene Ontology annotation, biological process: heterophilic cell-cell adhesion; multicellular organism development; establishment or maintenance of epithelial cell apical/basal polarity. NCBI's taxonomy places the organism in Eukaryota, Metazoa, Chordata, Testudines, Emydidae.
UCCCCACCGCCUCCGCCGGCUCUGGGUACCACCGGGCGGGCACCCCCCGCUGCCUUCCCCCGCCCCGCGCGUACCGACCCCUCCCGGGGCGCGACCCCUCGGACUAAGCUGCCGCCCGCCGCCUCCUCGCCCCAUGGCUCCCCUGCUCCUGGCCGGCGUCCUGGCCCUGCUCUGCGCACAGCUGGCCCAGCCGGCUGGGGUGUUCGAGCUCCAGGUGCACUCGUUCCGCAGCAGUGCCCGCAGCCUGUGCCCCAGCGCCAGGCCCUGCCGCCUCUUCUUCCGCGUCUGCCUCAAGCAUGCCCAGGCGGUCGUGUCCCCCGAGCCCCCCUGCACCUUCGGGGCCGCCCUGAGCGACAUGGUCCCUGCCGACCGCAAUGCUGUGGCCACCAGCGCGCCCAUCCACGUGCCCUUCCACUUCAAGUGGCCGGGCACCUUCUCCCUCAUCAUCGAGACGUGGAGAGCCGAGGCUGGCGAGCCGUCCACAGAGGACGCCCAGAACCUGAUCAGCCGCUUGGCCACGCGGCGCCGGCUGGCGGUGGGUGAGGACUGGUCCCAGGACGUGCAGCUGGGCGAGCAGAGCGAGCUGCGCUAUUCCUACCACGUGCUGUGUGACGAGCACUACUACGGCGAGGGCUGCUCCGACUACUGCCGCCCCCGCGACGACCCCUUCGGGCACUACGCCUGCGACGAGCUGGGCGCCCGCGUCUGCCUGCCCGGCUGGAGGGGGGAGUACUGCUCCGAGGCCAUCUGCCUGCCGGGCUGCAGCGAGGGGCACGGCUACUGCGAGCGGCCCGGGGAAUGCAAGUGCCGGAUCGGCUGGCAGGGGCGCCUGUGCGACGAGUGCGUCCGCUACCCGGGCUGCCUGCACGGCACCUGCAGCCAGCCCUGGCAAUGCAACUGCCGGGAGGGCUGGGGCGGCCUCUUCUGCAACCAGGACCUCAACUACUGCACCAACCACCGGCCCUGCCAGAACGGCGCCACCUGCACCAACACGGGCCAGGGCAGCUACACCUGCAGCUGCCGGGCCGGCUUCACGGGCACCGGCUGCGAGAUCGAGACCAAUGAGUGCGACAGCAACCCCUGCAAGAGCGGCGGCAGCUGUGACGAUCUGGAGAACGACUACAAGUGCACCUGCCCCCAGGGGUUCUACGGGAAGAACUGCGAGAUCAGCGCCAUGACCUGCGCCGACGGGCCCUGCUUCAACGCGGGCACCUGCGCCGAGAAGCCCACAGGUGGCUACACCUGCCACUGCCCCCUGGGCUACCACGGCUCCAACUGUGAGAAGAAGAUCGACCGGUGCACCAAUAACCCAUGUCUGAACAGUGGCCUCUGCCUGGAUCUGGGCCGCCGGGUGCUCUGCAGGUGCCGGCCAGGCUUCGCCGGCACCCGCUGCGAGCGCAACAUCGACGACUGCGCCUGCAACCCCUGCGUCAACGGCGGCACCUGCCUGGACGGGGCCAACAGCUACACCUGCUCCUGCACCCUGGGCUACGGCGGCAAGGACUGCAGCGUGCGGGUGGACGCCUGCGGCUCCAGCCCCUGCCUCAACAGCGGCACCUGCUACACCCACUUCUCCGGCCACGUCUGCGAGUGCUCGGCCGGCUACAUGGGCUCCAGCUGCGAGUUCAAGGUGCAGAGCCCCGCCCCGGCCAGCAGCCGGCGGCUGGCGGCCGACGACCCCUUCCCGACGGCCCUGGCCGUCUCCUUCGCCCUGGGGCUGGUGACCCUGGCCCUGGUGGGGUGCGCCGCGCUGGCGGUGCUGCGGCAGAUGAGGGAGGGCCGCAAGGCGGGGAAGGGCACCGUGCGGAACGACCUGGACACCGUCAACAACCUGAAGGAGAGGGAAGGGUUCCUCAGUGCACCCGGGCGGUUCAAGGUGCCCAACAAAGAGCCCAAGUUCGGCGGCGACGGCCUCAGGGAUAAAUUCAACUGCAAGCGGAAGCUGCUGGAUCUCAGCGGGGACGCCGCCUGCAAGAAGAAGCCGGAGAAUAAGAAAUCGGAGCCGAUCUUCUCCCGGGCCCCUGCUGGGUACCCCAAAGAAGGCCCCUAUCGCCCUAUUUAUAUUAUCCCGGACCAGACGGAGCCCUGCAUCUUUGCCACCGAGGUUUAAAAGUGGCCCCCCCAACCUCGGACCUGUGGCUCCGUCCCCCCCUGCCCCGCUAAAGAAUGUUUACAGAGACGCCUCCUCGGACGCCUGGAUCAGCGGCGGACGACGUACUGUUAUUUUUUAAUCUAUAGAUUAUAAAUAUCGACUCCUGUUUGUUUUCUAAAGAGAAAAAUAUUUAAUAUUUAUUCUUGCUGCUAUGUGAGUUGGGGGGUGCGGGGGGGACCAAGGGAACAGAGGAAGGUUUGGAAGGUGGA